This is a messenger RNA of Rhincodon typus (whale shark), 1266 nucleotides long. It is a transcript of the gene hdip1, whose product is annotated as chromosome 15 C16orf87 homolog. Bases 221 to 691 code for a protein of 156 amino acids. Lineage: Eukaryota; Metazoa; Chordata; Chondrichthyes; Orectolobiformes; Rhincodontidae. The record is from RefSeq and is a predicted model, not a curated record. The transcript has 4 exons.
UGGGGGAAUGUGCUUUGCGGUAACGUUACGUGCUCUGGCCCGUGGUCGGGGGCGCGUCGGCGUUGCCGCGCAGGUCGCUCGCUCCCUUGCUCACUGAGUGUUGGGCUCGCGGGCGAUGGCAGCCGGAUACAUUGUUACUCUGGAGUUGUAAUGAAGUUCUACUGGAAGUUUUUAUCCUGGACAGCCCUGGUGAAUAAGAGCCUGCAACCGAAGCUCGAAAAUGGCUGCAAAUAAGGGGAAGAAAGUUACGAAAAUGGCAACGAAAGCAUGUCCGGAAUGUGACCAACAGAUUCCUGUUGCCUGUAAGUCAUGCCCGUGUGGAUUCAUUUUUAUUAGUAGAAGACUACUGAAUGCUAAACUGUCUGAGAAAUCACCACCACCUAAUUUAGACAGCAAAUCAGCAGCUAAAAGAAGGAGAACAGAGAGGGCUCGGCGAGAGAAGGCAAAUUCUCCUCUAACUAAAGACCUGGAAAACAGGAAACGUUCCAGAUCAGACAGCCAAUCUGAGCAAAUUCGGCGGCGACGAGGACGACCCAAGACCACCCCUAGCAAGAAACAUGAUGAUGAGAAAGAAAGGCAAGAAAAGGAAGUUGAUGUAUAUGCCAGUCUUUCAGAUGAAAGAGCCUUUGUAUUUUCAGUGGCAUUGGCAGAAAUAAACAGAAAAAUAAUCAAUCAAAAAUUAAUUCUUUGACAAAGUGUGCUAAAGUGAAAUACAACCACAACUCAGGACUCAACUUUUGCACGGUUGUUUCACCAAUUCGAAUCUUGUAUUGUGACAUUUCCCAGCAUUAUUGUGGAUGCCUGAAUCAUGUAGUCAGAUUCUGCUGAAUUGAUAGAUGAUCAUUUCUUAAACAAAACUUCUUGAUGUCUUGGAUAUGGACAGAUGGUGACUUGAAUUCCACAAAAGUGGAAGAAAACAAUUCCUUUCCUAAAUCUCAAGAUACUUUGUAAAGAAAUAAUAAUGCUGCAUUGAACGGAGGUGUAGAUCGUUGCAUCAAUCAAGAAAGAGGUGAAAGCCUUGCUUCCCCAAUCAAUUUCAUCAACUGAACAAGUUAAGCCGGAAAAAGGAACCAAAGCUGUUCCCCUGGUGUAUUUACAAGAGUGUAGAAAUGGUUUAUUCCUGAUCCAAAUGCAGAUUUCUUUCUGUAUUUUACUUUAUUUAUGACAUUGAUUUCUUACAGGUAUUCUCUAUUCUGGUCUGUGUAAUUAGUCUAAACACUGCAAAAAUGAUCAUAAAAUACUACAAUAAAAAAGCGUUAAGUUUCA